AUGGGAGGUGCACCACAUGCUAAAGCUUAUAUGGGAUGGUGGGGUUCUUUAGGUUCCCCAGCUCAAAAAGGUAUCACUACCUAUGCUGUUUCACCAUUCGCUCAAAAUGUCUUGAAAGGUGUUGCUCACAAUGCUAUCUUCAACGUUUUCAGAAGAGCUAAAAACCAAGCGUUCUUCAUCAUUGUUCCAGGUGUUAUCAUUUGGGAAUGGUGGGCUCAUGCUAGAGAUUACAACGAAUACUUGUACACCAAAGCUGGUAGAGAAGAAUUAGAAAGAGUUAACGUCUAA
Hansenula anomala is the source of this 288-nucleotide messenger RNA. RefSeq names its product ubiquinol--cytochrome-c reductase subunit 8 (gene QCR8). Lineage: Eukaryota; Fungi; Ascomycota; Saccharomycetes; Phaffomycetales; Wickerhamomycetaceae. The coding region runs from base 1 to 288 and encodes 95 amino acids. The transcript has 2 exons. The record is from RefSeq and is a predicted model, not a curated record. Gene Ontology annotation, biological process: mitochondrial electron transport, ubiquinol to cytochrome c.